UGUUGACGGUGUAACACCAGGCUGAGGAACCAUCGCUCCGCUGUGAAUCUUCUUUUCUCGAGUUUCUGCUGAAAACACAGAUUUAACUUCGUCGUCCAUGAGUCGCAGCGGAGACAGAGAUGAGGACAGAACCGGGACACGCUCCGUGGUGUAUGUUUACAGUUCACAAUACAUCGAGACCUGUGACACUUUGUCCAAAGUCCCGAACCGGGUGAGUGAGGAGACACUGAAGCUAACUCACUGUUCAUCUACUGUUCAUCUGCUUAUUGUGAAGCCUCGUGUUGCCACCAUAGAGGAAAUGGCCAAAUUCCACACAGAUUCCUACCUGGAACAUCUUCAUAAAAUCAGCCAGGAUGGAGACAACGAUGACCCCCAGUCAGUCGACUACGGCCUGGGUUACGACUGUCCGGUGGUAGAGGGGAUAUUUGACUACGCAGCAUCAAUAGGGGGCGCCACGCUGACCGCAGCUCAGUGUCUGCUGGACCAAAAGUGUAAGGUGGCCAUCAACUGGGCAGGGGGCUGGCACCACGCUAAGAAGGACGAGGCGUCAGGCUUCUGUUACGUGAACGACGCCGUGUUGGGAAUCCUCAAAUUGAGGGAGAAAUAUGAGCGAGUCCUUUACGUUGAUGUCGACCUGCAUCACGGAGACGGUGUGGAAGACGCCUUCAGCUUCACAUCAAAAGUCAUGACCGUGUCUCUGCACAAAUUCUCCCCUGGAUUCUUCCCAGGUACAGGUGACAUGUGUGACACGGGACUGGGUAAAGGCCGCUGGUACGCUGUGAACGUCCCCCUGGAGGACGGCAUCAAGGAUGACAGAUACUACCAGAUCUUUACCAGUGUGCUGCAGGAAGUGUGGGCACAGUUUAACCCCGAGGCGGUGGUGAUGCAGCUGGGUGCCGACACGAUGGCGGGCGACCCCAUGUGUUCCUUCAACAUGACCCCGGUGGGGGUGGGCAAGUGCCUGCAGUACGUCCUGCAGUGGCAGCUCCCCACGCUGCUGCUGGGCGGAGGAGGUUAUAACCUGGCUAACACGGCUCGCUGUUGGACGUAUCUGACGGCGGCGGUUCUGGGAAAGACUCUUUCCUCCGAGAUACCAGACCACGAGUUUUUUACAAAAUACGGACCAGACUACUCGCUGGAGAUCAGCCCGAGCUGUCGACCAGACCGGAACGACACCAAACACCUGGACCAGGUCAUCGGCACCAUCAAAGGGAAUUUAAAGAAUGUGGUUUAGGAGCCGGCGGACUCGGCCUCUUCACACACACACACACACACACACACACACACAUACAUUCAGACCCACAAACACACACCAUGUUUCCAAACCAGGUCGAUGCUCGGUGGCUUUAAUGAAGACAAUAUGGAGCGGACCCCUUCGGCCCCGAGGCACGGAGCGAACCAGGGAGGGAUGAAGGUUUUGGAAAACAUUAGCCGAGUGUUUCCAGAGGAUAACAGUUUAAUAAGGGGGGGGGGGGGGGSGGUGAUGUGGUCGCUGUUUUUAAUCCUGUUUUCUUUUUUUUGUUUUGUGUUUUUGAGAAGCUACAGUUUGUGUGUUUCCUGCGGAUGAGAGAGUUUAUACAGUUUGCUCAGUGUGGUUGUGUAAACCUGAAUUACAGCCGGACUCUGUAAUGCGCCCGCUCGUUGUUUGUGUUCGUCCAUCAGCUGCACAUUUGAACCUAAAUGGAAAAACAGAUCUUUCAGGUGUCCGGUUUCACGUUCACCCCGGUGCUGCUGUGAUUUCAACCCCCCCCCGGGGACA
Messenger RNA from Paralichthys olivaceus (Japanese flounder), 1759 nucleotides. The record is from RefSeq and is a predicted model, not a curated record. NCBI's taxonomy places the organism in Eukaryota, Metazoa, Chordata, Actinopteri, Pleuronectiformes, Paralichthyidae.